CUGUUUUUUAUUCUCGUGAGAAAUAUAGACGUUUCUGUUUGAAGGGUCGCUUCCUAUUUUCUUGUUUUAACAAACAGCACUAGUGUUUUUGUUUUGUUUACAUUUAGCUUUGCGUAUUUUACUCGCUGCGUUUUUCCCCCGACAAAAUGUUUGGAAUUGAAAGGAGUGUUCAAAGUGUCGUUAAUUUAAUCAUGCUACUGGCAAUUUACGAACAAAAGGGUACAGACGGUGGAAUUAUUUCAACAACCACAGCGCCGCCUUUAGAUGCCGAUACAGAUACCAGCUGGAAAACAAUCAAACACUGGCCUGAGGGACUAAUACCAUAUGAUCUUACUGAUACAAUGUAUGACCGGAAUGAAAGAGGACUUAUCCUGUCCGCUAUGAAGAGAUGGGAGUAUAAGACAUGCAUAAAGUUCGUGCCAUGGACUGAAAAACUUCAUGAAGAACUAGGCGAGGAACGAUACAUCCAUUUCUUUAGUGCUGGGAGCUGCUUUUCAAGAACAGGAAUGCAAGACGAACAACCACAACUAUUUGGAAUAGGAAAAGGCUGUUUGAAGAUGUCAACUAUCCUUCACGAACUGGGUCAUACUAUAGGUUUGGUUCAUGAGAUGGAACGUCCAGAUAGACCUUUCUAUCUUGAUGUGCACCGUGAGAACAUGAAUGAAGACUCGAGGAACAAUUUUAUCACUACUGAUUUGAAGAAAACUUCCUACAAUCUUUAUAACACGCCAUACGACUACAAGAGUAUUAUGCACUACGGACCAAAGGCAUGGUCUAAGAACAGAAAGACGGUUUUAGUAUCAAAGGAUCCUGCCUAUCAGCACGUGAUUGGUAAAGCAAAUGAUGUUAGCUUCUUCAAUGCGCUCUAUGUCAACAGAGCUUAUGGCUGUGCAGAGCGUUGUUCAGAUACUUUGGCCGGAAUAUGUCAAAACGGCGGGUUCCUGGGAGGGCCUGAUUGUAAAUGUUUAUGUCAGGACGGCUACGCUGGUCAGUUCUGCGAGACAGCAUUACCGGGAUUUGAACAUAUAAUAGAAUGGAAGUGCCAGAAGGACUGGGUGUUUCACGGUGGGAGGUGUUACCUGUUCAGUACUGAUGACGACACAACAGAUUUCAUCCAUUCGAAAAUAUCUUGUAGACGUAAAAAUGCAACACUGGUUAUGUUUAAAGAUAGGCCAGAACUGGAAUGGCUGAACUAUAAGAUUCAAGAACUGCAAAUGAUCACAGGGAAGACGUCCUUCUGGAUUGGAAUGACCAGAGAAAAGGGUUCUCCUGCUUUAAAAUGGAUUGAUGGAACGUUGGUAGAUAGUAAUCUAGUAUCUCUUGUUGACAAUAGAGGGGCAGAUCAGCCAGGUUGUGCCAUAUUUGAUGGAGAGACGGUCAUCCUAAAUAAUUGUACUUCCGGUUAUGAAAAUGGGUAUAUUUGUGAAAAAACUUUUGAUGCUACUUGUGGCGGACGAUAUGUUGUAUCGGACGAGUCACCAACAGUAAUUCAGAGUCCCGGAUUUCCAUACGGAUACCCAGAGGGCAUUAAAUGCACAUAUAUAUUGCAGUCAAGUGACGAUUCCCGAAUAAGGAUAACGUUUCAAACUUUCCAACUGGAUAGGAAUAACAAAGACUACAUGGAUGUUCUACUGGUAAAUGAUGUCACUCAGCCUGAAGAAAGAUAUACUGGAGAAUCACUACAUGGACAGUCUUUAGAAACUGUUGGAAACCUUGCAGUAGUAACGUUCAAAACUAAUGGACGGAUCUCAGCAAAAGGCUUUCAAGCAUCAAUUACAAAGAUGAACUCCGCUGUUCCAACAACUGCGCCGUCUUUGCCAUUUCUGGAUGCAAUACGGAAAACUUUCUGUUCUAAAGGGAAGGAAAAUACACCUUCAGAUGAUGCGAAGUCAUGGUGGAGUUUGUCGGAACUGUUCAAUGUUUUCAAGUCUAUGACUUUCUCGAAAUUACUGUAAAACGAUUGUUUAUAUAAUCGUGAAAGAAAACAUUACAUUUUUCAAAAAUAUAACGCCUUUUAUGUUACGCGUACGUUCGCCCAGGUAGUUUUUUCUUGAAAUUGUGUAUUUUCCAAUUAUUACCAAAGAAAAAUUUAGAUAUUAUCUAAGCAACAGAUUUGAAUUUUAGACUGCGAUAAUUCUUCUACAUAAUAACAAACAUACGUCGUACAUUUAGAAUUUGUUUAGUCUUCCGUAUCUAGACCAGAAAGUUUGCAGUGUCUUGAAAAAUAAACAUGAAAAUUGCAUCAAUAUAUUAGCGACUAUAGUAUUAAAGUAUAUUUUGUAUGAUGUCGAGUGUAUAAAGUAUUAUCAAAAUGACUAGUGGUUACUUUACCACCAUUUUAGGGUCAGAUGAAUUCGCAAAUAUAUUGUAAAGUUAAUGAUAACCUCGUUACGUGCUUGAUAUUACAUAUUAUUUAUGUAUGACUUCGGAUGCAAUUUUUCACAGCUGCUAUCAUUUCAUGUAUUAGCAAGAAUUUCAGUCAUAUAGUGUUCAAUUGACAAUGUCUGUGAUGGAUUUGAAUGACCUAAUGUUAUAGAGUCUUAAAAUAAUAGGUCCAUUUCACUAUUCUAAUGCAUUUUGUCUGCAAAUUAAAACGCGGUCGCUGCCUUAAGAUUCAAAAAUAAUUACGGUAAACCAAUGGAUAAAUAGAAAAUACAUUAUAAAUCUGAAUAAACACAUGCCGUCAAAACACUUGGAAAAAUACAAGAAAUGAUUGAGUAAUGGGAACUAUCAAAAGUCCAAAGAUAUCAAAAUGUAAAGGCAGUUCAGACACUACAUAGGUUUGAAUCCGACAAAAACAUACUAAAUAUCAAGAAGAGCAAUAGCUUACCUAAUACAUUAAGGUUACUGCUACCCACCUUUGAGAGGGUAACUUCUUGCACGAAAAUGCUUUCGUCUCUGUAAACAGUUGACUUAAAGAAAGCAAAUGUCCUUUUAGAAUGUCUGUUUACCUCUCACUCAAGACGCUGUAUGUACUGAAUCCCAACAAAGAUACCCGAGCCGUUAUUUUGAAAUUCUCACCGUAUUUCGGGUGUUUGUGAACUGAUUUUGUCUUGCAUGUUCCGUUCUCAUCCUUGUAUGAUUAGGGUUAGGUUACGUUGAACUUUCAUAUGAGAAAACAACGUUCUCCCAGUCAGAAAACUUUCUUAUUGAUCAGCAAAGGGAGAGUAAUGGCUCUAACGUUCUAUGUCUUUAAAGAUAUUUUAUAACACACGUUUAUCUGCCCGCAGAACACUAAACCUCCUAUCUCUAACAGUAAUCUUUAGAGUUGUUCCAUUUCUUUUCUGCUGCUCGAUACUUACAACUUUUUCAAUAUAUGUAUAAAUAUCUAGCAUAUUGUAGACUGAGGGGAGUCAGCCCUUCCAGACAUAUCUCAAGCUGUGGUGAUCCCAGUCAAUAUACAACUCGUCAGUUAUCUCAUGGCGGUGGUGUGAAUGCUUUGCUAUUUUUAAUCGAAGAGAGGUCACUCUAAGAAUAUUGCGAAAGUUUAUUGUGCAGUUGUUACUUUUCUUACCAUGUCAUAGUCAGGUUUAAUGUUUUGAUGAGGGCUAAAGGACGUAGUAAAAAUUCUCAGUAACUGUACUUCAUUUCAUUAAAGUUUCCCAGUAUUACAUAAAAUUGAUGCAUUUUAUGCUUGAGUAAACUUGGCUAAAAACAAGGAAGAACAUCCAACAGGGAAAGCCGCGCUCUAAAAACGCAGCCUCCCCAAACGCGCACACGAUCAACACACGCACACCACACACACAAAGCAAACACACAAGGACAAAACAAACAAACAAAAGAACACAGUGUGGCACCGCCUUGGAACGGUCAGUGGCAAAACCACCACUGGGGAGCUUAAACCGGUUUAUGGUGCAAAUACACUCAGACAUACACAAACACCAGGGCCAAGAUGUUCCAAACUUUGACUGGCUGUUUGAAUCACUACCGGUUCAGGUUUGAUAUUUGUCUUGCUGUAAAGACAAUUAGUGUCCAUAAUCCUUAACUCAUACAUUUAUUUAACUAAGUCUUCUAAACUGUUGAAAUAUAACAAUAAAAGUUAUUCAGCUGUCGGCGUAAUCACCUGUUGAAAUAUCAAACAACUGGGUUCUAACCCCACGAAAAGUAAAAUACAUUGAAAAUAAUAUGUGAAUUCAUAAAAUACGUAUUAAAUUUAACACUUAUUUAAGUGGGUUUGUAUAUAACGUUGUAAAUUUAACUGAUCAAAAUGUACAAAUAUACGUCAUAACAUUUGGUUUUCCAAAUCCAACUAAGCUCGGAUAUCGAAUUACGUAAACGGACUUAAAACGGUAUCAAAGAAAAUCAAAAUUGCAUUCAUAAUGCAUGUAAUUUUAUUUCAAUAACCCGACGGACAUUGUUACGAUUCAAAACGAUUUUUAUUUUUGCCACUGACCAUAUCAAGACAUUUUGUCAUUGUGUUAAUUAUGUUUUAUCCUCGUUGUGUAUGUCUUAAUUUCGUAAGGUAAUCAUAUACACUGCUUCUGGGUUAUUUUUAUGGGUCUAGGAACUUGGAUCUUCUAAUUGGUAUUUAUCUUUAUUUACAUUUCGAUAAUCUGACCUGUUAUUUGUAAAAGUAAUAAUACAAAGAGAUAUCGAAUAAAAUGUCUUUUAACUCAA
Messenger RNA from Mercenaria mercenaria, 4617 nucleotides. RefSeq names its product tolloid-like protein 2. The record is from RefSeq and is a predicted model, not a curated record. Gene Ontology annotation, molecular function: metalloendopeptidase activity; zinc ion binding. The coding region runs from base 147 to 1955 and encodes 602 amino acids. Gene Ontology annotation, biological process: proteolysis. Lineage: Eukaryota; Metazoa; Mollusca; Bivalvia; Venerida; Veneridae. The transcript is spliced from 14 exons.